AAAGUUAGAGGUAAUAAGAAAGAUUGAAAAUUGUUAAUUAAGAAAGAAGGCAAAAUAUGAACGAUGAUGACAGGCAAGAUUUUCGAUUAGCUAGAAUAAGAAAACAGGCCAGAAGAGAAAAUAUGAUUGAAGAGAAUAAGGCAAGUUUUUGGUUUGCCAGAUUCUGGUAUAAUGACCCUCCUGCGAAUAGAACAAACAAAAUUACCAAGAGACUAAUCAAAUGACUUUUGGAGGAAACGAUUGGAUAUUAUUACGGAAUGGGGAGGUAUUAGCGAUUGACACUGUACCACGAAAAUAUUUGUGGAGUACCCACGGUCAUUUCAAGUUCGACUUAAAAUAAAAAAUAUAUAACAAGAAAUCUAACUCUGUGCCAGGUUGAAGUCAUUAAGAGUUACGUCCCAUUUCACAGCAGAAAAUGGCGCCAACGUCUCUCCGGCUUUUCAAACUGUUUCCCUCUGUUGGGACCUUUAACCCGUUUCAUGUCCGAUACUGCUCAGAAUCCUGGCUGGGCCUUACUGUACAAUGAUUCUGGCUGAUAUGGGAGCAGAAGUCAUUAAAGUUGAGAGACCAGGUUGUGGAGAUGACACAAGGACAUGGGGUCCACCAUUCCGAAGUUCAGAGAGUACCUACUUCCUCUCAGUCAACCGGAAUAAAAAGAGUAUUGCUGUUGAUAUAAAGACACCUGAAGGCAAAGAUUUAAUCAGAAAGCUUGCCCAGACCAGUGAUGUGUUGGUAGAGAAUUACUUGCCCGGGAAACUAACUGAAAUGGGUCUUGGUUAUUCAGAAAUGGCUAAGAUUGCCCCACACCUGAUAUAUUGUUCCAUUACAGGUUAUGGUCAAUCUGGUCCAUAUGCCAAGCGACCUGGUUAUGAUAUUAUCGUGGCUGGAAUUGGUGGUUUAAUAAAUGCCACGGGACCAAAGGAUGGUGAACCCUGUAAAGUUGGUGUGGCUAUGACAGAUUUAGCAACUGGACUCUAUGCGCAUGGUGCCAUUUUAGCUGCUCUUCUCACCCGACAGAAAACAGGAGUAGGACAAUUUAUUGAUUGCAACUUACUCUCCACCCAGGUGGCCUCACUAGUCAACCUUGCUUCCAACUAUCUGAAUGCUGACCUAGACGCCACCCGAUAUGGGACAGCUCAUCAGAGUAUUGUACCUUAUCAAGCAUUUUCAACAUCUGAUGGUUAUUUACUGGUCGGGGCUAACAAUGACAAUCAGUUUAAGGUCCUGUGUAAGGUUCUACAAGCUGAAGAUCUGGCCCAAGAUGACAGAUUCAAAAGCAACCAGAAAAGAGUCCUUAAUCGAGAUGUUCUUAUCAAAAGACUUUCAGGAAUUUUUGGUGAGAAAACAACUGAUUUUUGGUUGGAGAAGAUGGAAGGAUGUAAUUUUUCUUAUGGUCCAAUAAAUAAUCUGAAGCAAGUGUUUAAUGACCAGCAGGUGAAGGCUUGUGGAUUAAUUCAGGAAAUUGACCAUCCAACUAUUGGGAAAGUUCGUUUGCCUGCCCCAGCAGUGGAGUACAAUUGUGAAGAAAACCAGGUUGACCCGCCGACAGCACCCCCUCUUCUAGGACAACAUACAAGAGAAAUCCUGAAAGAUAUUUUAGAUUUAAGCCAUGAAGAUAUCAAGAGUUUAUUAUCCAAAGGGAUUGUGGAAUGUGCUACAUUGUCAGAUAAUAAUUAACAUUUAGAGAUUAAGCUAAAUACAGGUUGUAUGGGGGUGGUUGGUAGGUGGGGGUAGAGCUGGUUAACAAGGUUUAGAAUCUUGUUUUACCUGCGUGGAGAGGUAUUGAUUGACAUCUUUGAAUAUAGAACUGUGAUAUCAUCCAUUCUUGUAACCUUGUCGUCUACAGAUAUAGAUCUAUCCCCUUUGCUUAGAUCUUUCGAUAAUCCCAGAUCAUUUGGGGUUUGUAAAUAAGAUUUAUAUAUUUACCAUAAUAUGAUUCCAAUUUCUUACCUAAAUAUUGCAGCUUUAACAAAAUCUGACGUUUUCUUUGAUUUUUGCCUCAAUUUCUGUUGUUUAUUCUUCAACUUUCUUUCCAUUAUUAAAAGCAACUUUUGUAGAUCAGAAAGAAACAAUGUUAUAAAA
Messenger RNA from Octopus bimaculoides (California two-spot octopus), 2082 nucleotides. RefSeq names its product succinyl-CoA:glutarate CoA-transferase. NCBI's taxonomy places the organism in Eukaryota, Metazoa, Mollusca, Cephalopoda, Octopoda, Octopodidae. The record is from RefSeq and is a predicted model, not a curated record. Gene Ontology annotation, molecular function: succinate-hydroxymethylglutarate CoA-transferase activity. Gene Ontology annotation, cellular component: mitochondrion.